AUGAAACAAAGAAAUGUGGUUACUUCUUUUCUGACCUUUUCUGAAGGCGCAGAUGAUUCUACUGAUCAAGGAAAUCGUGUUUUACUCUUGAAACGUAGUGAUAAAGUUAACACUUAUAAACAUCAUUGGGCAGGAAUUAGUGGUGGAAUGGAGGCUAACGAUAGUUCACCAUUGGAACGUGCUUUGAUUGAAAUACAGGAAGAAACCACUUUGAGUUCUUCUGAUAUUAAACUAAUACGCAUUGGUAAACCUUUAAAUAUUCGUGAUGAAAAUAAUUCUACAAUAUGGAAAGUCCAUCCAUUUCUUUUUCAUCUUCAGUCUGAUAAUAUUCAUAAGAUUAAAAUAGACUGGGAACAUGAAACUUUUAAAUGGAUUAACCCUAAAGAAUUGAGUUCUUAUAAUACUGUACCAAAUUUGUUAGAAACUUUUUACAGAGUAUAUCUUCCAAAUAAUGUACACUUGGGUUUGAUUGAUAUGCUUAAUGAUAGAUCUUCUGGUGCUCAACAAUUGGCAAGUAAGGCCUUAGAUAUUUUUUCUGAAACUAUAGAGAAUAAGUCAUGCCACGAAUAUUCUCAAUGUUCGAAAGAUUUAUAUAUUGCUUAUCUUAAUAUCGGAUGGCACUUGUGUGAAAUAAGACCUAACAUGAAGGCUUCUACAUUAUAUGUAAUAAUUUUAAUAAUGCAACAAUGUAAAAAAGGGUUGGAUCAGGUCUUAUCAAUUGAUUCAUUUGAUAAUCAAGUUCUUAGUAUCAUAAAAGCAAAGAAAAUACUUUCUAAUGAUACAGAACAAAAAAUCAAUUCAAACUUUAUGAAUGUUUUAUUUCCUAAAUUUGAUCAAUCGUUACAUAUUAUGACAAUGAGUUAUUCCUCUACAAUAUUUUCUGCUCUCACUAAUCUUAUCAAAAAUUAUAUUCAAAAAGUUUCUAAAAAUUUAGAAUGCUCUAAAUCAUUUACUAUUACUAUUUUGGAAUCGCGACCUUUAAACGAAGGAGCAAUUCUAGGACAAAAAUUGUCAUCCAUGUUACCUCAACAAGAUGAAAUUGUAAAUAUACAAAUUAUUACAGACUCAUCAUGUGAUUUUUUCAUGCCGACUGUGACUCAUGUCUUGCUUGGAGCUGAUCGCAUCUUGGGAUAUGAUGGGACCGUAAUAAAUAAGAUCGGAUCUGUGCCAUUGGCAUUAGCAGCCCAACAUCAUGGAAAGCCAGUAUAUAUAGUGUCACGUACGGAUAAAAUCGCAGGUGAAUAUGAUGAUGAAAAAGUAGAAGAAAAUGAAUCAAGUGAAGUUACAAAAAUUUAUGGUAGUCAAUGGAAAGAUUGUAAAAAUAUGCGAGUUAGAAAUGUAUAUUUCGAAAAAUUAGAAUCUGAUCUAAUUACUG
Molecule: messenger RNA, 1375 nt
Organism: Dentiscutata heterogama
Lineage: Eukaryota; Fungi; Glomeromycota; Glomeromycetes; Diversisporales; Gigasporaceae
Source: the annotation of a GenBank genome assembly